ACAACUUUUUUUCUCAGUGUACGAUAGAAUAAGUAUUCAAAUUCAUUGGCCCAUAAUUUAUUAAUGUAAGACGUCAUACUACUUCUAGGGAAGCAAUUGUAAGACAUUCGAGUUGCACGGCAGGUAGUACAUAAUAUACCCGUCCGUUCGAAUCGUUCUCCGUUCGACUAUAUAAAGGCUGUCGGCGAUUGACGCUUUUUAACUCCUGUCUGCAGCCUUGUCGACCGAAGAAGAAAUCAAAAUUGUGUGUUCUCGUACUUAUCGAUAAUCUUUCAUAAUGAAGAAAUAUUUCUUAAUCUUGUUGACCUUGUUGAUGAUGACUCUGGUUGCCGCCACUGAGAAAUAUUCUAGAAAAUACGAUGACGUGGAUGUGGACAAAAUUCUUCAAAGUAAUCGUAUUCUCAACAAUUACAUCCGGUGCCUGUUGGACGAAGGACCCUGCACUGCCGAAGGUCGCGAAUUAAGAAAGAUUUUACCGGAUGCUGUAUCGAACGUUUGCAGCAAGUGCAAUAGUGAUCAAAAGGCUGCAGCAGAAAAAGUAAUACAUCAUCUUAAAACAAAACGAUCCAAAGAUUGGGAUCGUCUUGUUGCCAAAUACGAUCCUCGUGGCGAAUAUAAGAAAAACUACGAGAAAUUAUAGUUCUCUUCUUUCAAGUAUUUUAAUUAUAAUCAUUGCAUAUUUUUGUAAAAAAGGCAGUUAUUGUAAAAUAUAAAAUAUCCGUCGAUAUUGAGGAUACAAAAUAUAGAUGUAAUACAUGAUGAUGAUAUAUUUGAAUGGAAUUUGGUUAAAUACAGAACAAAUAUAAAAUUUAAUAAAAGUUUUA
This is a messenger RNA of Formica exsecta, 824 nucleotides long. RefSeq names its product ejaculatory bulb-specific protein 3-like. Lineage: Eukaryota; Metazoa; Arthropoda; Insecta; Hymenoptera; Formicidae. The coding region runs from base 278 to 640 and encodes 120 amino acids. The transcript is spliced from 2 exons. The record is from RefSeq and is a predicted model, not a curated record.